AUGCUUCUUCCCAAGGGCGGGUUCAACUGGAAAGCCGCCAGGGCUCAGUUGCCGCCGACUCGUGUCUUGUGGAAUGUCCUCACGCGAACCCGGUUUUUGCUUCUUGUGGGAGUCACAGGUAUCAUUCUGCUGCUAUGGCGGAGUAUUCGUAGCUCCGCGUCGGAAAUGCAGAGCUUUUACUGCUGGGGCCCGUCGAAACCGCCGAUAGACAUGUCGCAAAACGAGUAUGCGAGAUGGAAUGCGCAUAUGCAGACGCCCGUCAUUUUCAACCACCAUGCCCCUUUGACUGUUGAUUCUCCGACGAUACACGGUGUAGAUCUGAAUCCUAUCCAAUCGACACGAAAAGCUGUUGCCAACGAGGAGAGGGUUCUCAUCCUUACGCCGCUCAAAGAUGGUGCUUCUUACCUUUCAAAGUACUUUGAGCUUCUCGCCGAAUUAUCCUACCCGCACCAUCUCAUCGACCUUGCAUUUCUCGUUUCCGACUCCACGGACGACACUCUAGCCGUCCUCACCUCGGAGCUGGACCGCAUCCAGAAGAGACCCGACAAGAUUCCAUUUCGAAGUGCUACUGUCGUCCAGAAGGACUUUGGUUUUCAUCUUAGCCAAGAUGUUCAGCAGAGACACUCCUUCGAGGCUCAGGGCCCCCGCAGAAAAGCCAUGGGUAGAGCCAGAAACUACCUACUUGCAACUGCGCUCAAGCCGGAACAUUCCUGGGUCUACUGGCGGGAUGUUGAUAUCGUGGAAAGCCCUGCCAAGAUCCUGGAAGACUUCAUUGCUCACGACAAGGAUAUUCUGGUUCCUAACAUUUGGUUUCAUCGAUAUGAAAACGGUGUUGACAUUGAGGGUCGAUUUGACUACAACUCCUGGAUCGAGUCGGACAAGGGCCGAAAAUUAACCGCCAGUCUCGACAAGGACAUUAUUCUUGCAGAGGGAUACAAGCAAUACGACACUGGCCGGACAUACAUGGCCAAGAUGGGAGAUUGGAGAGACGACGCAAACGAAGAGAUUGAGCUCGAUGGCAUUGGUGGUGUCAACAUUCUGGUGAAAGCUGACGUCCACCGAUCUGGCAUCAACUUUCCCUGCUACGCAUUCGAGAAUCAAGCCGAGACGGAGGGUUUCGCCAAGAUGGCCAAGCGAGCCGGUUAUCAAGUCUUUGGCCUACCCAACUACAUCUUGUGGCACUAUGAUACCGACGAAAAAGGCGGCAACGCGUAA
Messenger RNA from Ustilaginoidea virens, 1215 nucleotides. RefSeq lists its product as uncharacterized. The coding region runs from base 1 to 1215 and encodes 404 amino acids. The record is from RefSeq and is a predicted model, not a curated record. Gene Ontology annotation, biological process: cell wall mannoprotein biosynthetic process; protein N-linked glycosylation. The transcript is spliced from 6 exons. Gene Ontology annotation, molecular function: alpha-1,6-mannosyltransferase activity. Gene Ontology annotation, cellular component: mannan polymerase complex. NCBI's taxonomy places the organism in Eukaryota, Fungi, Ascomycota, Sordariomycetes, Hypocreales, Clavicipitaceae.